Carya illinoinensis is the source of this 456-nucleotide messenger RNA. Its product is annotated as probable LRR receptor-like serine/threonine-protein kinase At3g47570. Lineage: Eukaryota; Viridiplantae; Streptophyta; Magnoliopsida; Fagales; Juglandaceae. The coding region runs from base 1 to 456 and encodes 151 amino acids. The record is from RefSeq and is a predicted model, not a curated record. Gene Ontology annotation, biological process: protein phosphorylation. The transcript is spliced from 2 exons. Gene Ontology annotation, molecular function: protein kinase activity; ATP binding.
AUGAUUCCAAGUGGGAUCUUGAAUCUUGUCAACUUAGAAGUACUCAAGUUUGAAGAGAACCUAGUGUCAGCCAUUGAUGGAUUCUCUUCCACAAAUCUGCUUGGUGUGGGUGGUUUUGGAUCAGUCUAUAUAGGAAUUCUUGAUGAGAGUGGAACUAUAGUUGCUGUCAAGGUCCUCAACCUUCUGUGCCGUGGAGCAUUCAAAAGCUUUCUUGUUGAGUGUGAAGCCUUGAGAAACAUUAGAAAUCGAAAUCUGGUAAAGGUUCUUACAGUUUGUUUAAGUGUUGAUAACCAUGGUAAUGAUUUCAAGGUUCUAGCUUAUGAGUUCAUGAUCAACGGAAGCCUUGAAGAAUGGUUGCAUCCAACAGCUACAGAAGAUGAAGUGCAUCAAAACCAAAGAAAUCCAGAUAUGUUUCAGAGGUUGGAUAUCACCAUUGAUAUUGCAAGUGCAUUGUAA